Ziziphus jujuba (common jujube) is the source of this 1940-nucleotide messenger RNA. Its product is annotated as pyridoxine/pyridoxamine 5'-phosphate oxidase 1, chloroplastic. Gene Ontology annotation, biological process: pyridoxine biosynthetic process. The transcript has 14 exons. The coding region runs from base 45 to 1667 and encodes 540 amino acids. Gene Ontology annotation, molecular function: pyridoxamine phosphate oxidase activity; NAD(P)HX epimerase activity; FMN binding. The record is from RefSeq and is a predicted model, not a curated record. Lineage: Eukaryota; Viridiplantae; Streptophyta; Magnoliopsida; Rosales; Rhamnaceae. Gene Ontology annotation, cellular component: mitochondrion.
AAAAAAAAAAAGGGGAAAAAGUAGCAAAAUAGAAAUUACAAACAAUGCUGCGGUUGGUCCGCAAACGCACAACGAUGACAUGCCUCUUCUUCAAGCAAUCACUCCCUCUGAUAUUUAACUUUUCGCUCAAUAUCAAUACAUCUCACUCUUUCUACAAUCCUCUUCUUUCCAGGCUCUCUUCGUCUUUUCUUUACCCAAUUCAGAGCCCUGCAGUCUUGUCGUUUUGCUCGAAACCACCCGGUAGCGAAGUGGGAGUGAGGUCGGUCCGAAGCAUGCAAAAUUCGGAGUCCAUAUCAUAUUUGUCGCAGCGAGAAGCUGCUGAGAUCGAUGAGACCCUUAUGGGUCCUCUUGGCUUUAGCGUUGAUCAGUUAAUGGAAUUGGCCGGUUUGAGCGUGGCAACUUCCAUAGCUGAGGUGUACAAACCAAGUGAGUAUAAACGUGUGCUUGCUGUUUGUGGCCCUGGGAACAAUGGCGGUGAUGGUCUUGUGGCUGCUCGUCACCUGCAUCACUUUGGAUAUAAACCGUUUGUCUGUUAUCCAAAGCGUACUCCGAAGCCUCUUUAUAGUGGUCUUGUUACUCAGCUGGAAUCACUGUCAGUCCCUUUCAUCUCGGUGGAAGAUCUGCCUUUGGACUUGUCAGAAGAGUUUGACAUUCUUUUAGAUGCAAUGUUUGGGUUCUCUUACCAUGGUGUCCCGCGACCACCUUUCGAUGGUCUAAUUCAAAUGCUUGUUUCUUUACGCAAUUAUGAUCAAACACGCCAAAAAUCUCCUGCUAUAGUCUCCGUAGAUAUUCCAUCUGGAUGGCAUGUUGAAGAAGGAGACAUUGGUGGUGCAGGCAUUAAACCUGACAUGUUGGUAUCAUUGACUGCUCCAAAGUUGUGUGCAAAGAAAUUUUGUGGUCCACACCACUUUCUGGGUGGUAGAUUUGUACCCCCGUCUAUUGCUGAUAAAUAUAAGCUUAAUCUUCCAUCAUAUCCUGGCACUUCUAUGUGCGUCCGAAUUGGUAAGCCUCCACAAAUUGAUAUAUCAGCUCUGAGAGAGAAUUAUAUUUCUCCAGAGUUCCUUGAGGAACAGGUGGAAGCUGAUCCUGUUGAUCAGUUUCACAAAUGGUUUGAGGAAGCAUUGGCUGCUGGCUUGAAGGAACCAAAUGCUAUGGCCUUGUCAACUGCUGGCAGGAAUGGAAAACCCUCAUCUCGAAUUGUGUUGCUAAAAGGAUUUGAUAAGAAUGGUUUUGUCUGGUUCACCAAUUAUGAGAGUCAAAAGGGUCAUCAAUUAUCAGAAAAUCCUCACGCAUCACUUCUUUUCUACUGGGAUGGUCUUAAUCGGCAGGUAAGACUGGAGGGAUCUGUCCAGAAAGUUUCUGAAGAGGAAUCUGAGCAGUACUUCCACAGCCGGCCUCGAGGCAGUCAGAUUGGAGCAAUAGUUAGCAAGCAGAGUGCUGUGAUUCCUGGAAGGAAUGUUCUAUAUGAACAGUACAAAGAAUUAGAGGAAAAGUUUUCCGAUGGAAGUUUGAUUCCUAAACCUAAACAAUGGGGAGGAUACAGGCUUAAACCAGAGCUGUUUGAGUUUUGGCAAGGACAAAAGUCUCGCUUGCAUGACAGGCUGCGAUAUUCUCCGGAGGAUAUCAACGGACAACAAGUAUGGAAAAUUGAGCGAUUGGCUCCGUGACCAAUAAUCUUCACCAUCACCGCUGCAAAGCUAUAAGAUUCCAUGAAAUAGAUUCAAUUUGUUAUUUUGCGUUUUACUAUCACCAUUUUGUUAUUAUCCUUUUUGUAUAAGAUGCAUGUAAAAUCUAUAUCAGAUGAUUUAUGAGGUGCAUCUGCAAAACCAACUGUUGGAGGAGUCCUGAAAACACUUUUUCAUUGCCAAAGAGUGCAUUUGCGUAUAUCAAAUAAAAUCAAUCUAACAUUUUGGAAAUGAAAAAGAAUAUAUAUAUAUAUA